Messenger RNA from Laetiporus sulphureus 93-53, 1293 nucleotides. RefSeq lists its product as uncharacterized. Bases 1 to 1293 code for a protein of 430 amino acids. The record is from RefSeq and is a predicted model, not a curated record. The transcript is spliced from 3 exons. NCBI's taxonomy places the organism in Eukaryota, Fungi, Basidiomycota, Agaricomycetes, Polyporales, Laetiporaceae.
AUGGCUGCAACAUCCGAACAUCCAACCCUUCAGCCGACGAGCGUGAGCGCCUCCAGUCCAAAACUCGCAUCGCCCGCGCCGCCGCUUGAGCUGCGGCACAUUACGUCCAAUACCAACCUUGUCGCAAACAUUUCUGCCAGUCCGAGCCGCGAACGCGAGCGCCGACUCUCCAAUCGCAAUUCGCAGCAUCAUCUCCGACCGCAUCGCGUCGGCUCUCGUUCGCCGUCCAGCAUUCCCUCCUCGCCCACAUCCGUACACUCGUCUUCAUCUGCCAUAUUUGAACGAGACAUCGAGCCCAUCGCGCCCGGCCCUCUCACCCUCAGCCACUCCAAUGAUCCCCAUCGUAUUCCUCGCUCAAGAACUACCGAGCAGCUCGAGCACUCGGUGCCUUCCGUUCUGGACAGCGCGGCUGCAGUCCUCACUAGCACCGAUACCGACGACGAUGGCCUCGACGCCGUCUCCAUCAUCACUCCUGCCCCACCCGAGUCUCGUAGUGGCUUCACCAGCCCCAUCUCGCGCAUGAGCAGCCGCAGUCCGAGUCCUACGGGGACAGGUGGACGGAAAAGCCUGCUGUUUAGCACCGGUGCUGGCACGGGUGCUGGAACGAGCCCCGUCUUGGGCGCGAGUCCGCCGCAGCAGGGGUCUCCGCCGAUGCUGAUCCCAAGACCGGGCGCACAGGCGAGUACGAGCCCGAGCACACAGAUGAGCCCAAACAGUCCCCUUUCCGCAGCAUCGCCAACGACACCUGCGACCCCGACCUCUGCUUACUUCUCCGCCUCUGCGUCCGCAGGACCGCCGUCCGAAGCAGGUUCGGAGUCGUCCUCGCCCACGACAGCGACGCACCAUGAGCAUCCGCUGCACGCGCUUCCAUCGUCGCCGCAGACGACGGUCACCAUCCCGCCCGUAAGUGUAACGUCGCAUCCUCCUUCACCCAAAACAAGUGUGGGUGCGCCGACAAAGCGACUGUCGUUCCUCUCGUACAUGGAUCUGCUAAGCUCCACUCCCGCGGCGACACAGCCGCUAUCGAGUCUGACGACGGGGAUGGUGUCCGAGCCGCCGCCGCACCUGCCGAGCGUCAUGGGCUUCCCGCAGGCGCAGGCGCAGUAUGCGGCGAGCAAUGGGGGGAGUGUGCAGAACAUCGCGACGCUUGAGCGCGAGGCGGCGGGUGUUGGCAUUCUAGAUGAUAUGGGUGGGGAAUGGGAGCGCGAGGGGCUUGGGAGGGGCCUGGAGGAAAGGCUGGAGGCGCUCAAUGCGCAUGCGAACGCGCAUGCGGCGGUGUCGGGAAAAGCAUAG